This is a messenger RNA of Aureobasidium namibiae CBS 147.97, 435 nucleotides long. RefSeq lists its product as uncharacterized. Gene Ontology annotation, molecular function: sequence-specific DNA binding; DNA-binding transcription factor activity; methyltransferase activity. Lineage: Eukaryota; Fungi; Ascomycota; Dothideomycetes; Dothideales; Saccotheciaceae. The transcript has a single exon. The record is from RefSeq and is a predicted model, not a curated record. Gene Ontology annotation, biological process: DNA repair; regulation of DNA-templated transcription. The annotation marks the transcript as partial.
CUACCACUCCCCUCCACAAAUCCCCCAUCCCAAAGAUGGCACAGCCUGACCACCCGCACCUCACCACCUUCCCUCCUACCAUUUUACUACGGCGUCCUCGCCACAAGAAUCUACUGCCGACCCACUUGCUCCGCUCGCCUUGCCCGUCGCGCCAACGUAACAUACUUUCCUACUCCCUCCGCCGCCGUCGCAGCUGGUUAUCGCGCCUGUAAACGGUGUCGACCUGAUGACAUGCUGUUCAUUGGGGAAGCUGAGGAGGUGGUUAUGCGGGCGAUGGGUGUUAUUGGGAGGUUGCAAGGGAAGGGUGAGAGGGGAGGUCUAGAGAGUAUAGCAAAGCAAUCGGGAGUCAGUAAGAGUUAUUUGUGUAGGGUGUUCAAAAAGACGAUGGGCAUGACUGUUGGAGAGUACAUCAGGGAGUUUGAGAAGGUGGGGGAG